GCUGACUGGGAAGGAGGGUGGGGAAGGGAGAAAACGAGAUCGCGAGCAAGGAAACUCAGAAGGCGGAUGGAAUGGCGAGGGAAGAGGAGAUUUACUACGGCAAGCACGGGACACCACAUAAAUAUGACCCAACUUUCAAAGGCCCCAUUUAUGACAGGGGCUGCACAGAUAUCAUCUGCUGUAUCUUGCUGCUGGUUGCAAUUGGGGGCUAUAUUGCAGUGGGUAUUGUGGCAUGGACACAAGGAGACCCUCGCAAGGUGAUUUAUCCAACAGAUAGUCGUGGUCAAUUCUGUGGCCAAAAGGGCACACCCAAUGAGCAGAAACCUUACUUGUUUUACUUCAACAUCAUGAAAUGUGCUAGCCCUUUGGUGUUGCUGGAAUUUCAGUGUCCUACUACACAGAUCUGUGUGAACAAGUGUCCAGAUAGGUAUAUCACUUUUCUACAGGCCUCCAGUAUCGACCACACAGCAACCCAGGAACUAAAAUAUUAUCACCAGUUUUGUGUCCCAGAGUUUACUGAUCUGAAGAAGAGUGCACCUGAAGUGUUGAAAGAUGGUGAAUGCCCAGCCAUGCUUACACCAAGCAAGCCCUUGGCUCGUAGAUGUUUACCUGCAAUCAAUAGUGAGAAAGGUGUUAUCAUGGUUGGAAACGCAACAACUUUUGAUGAUGGAAGUGGAAGUGGGAAGAAAAGAAAUGUGACAGAACUUCUGGAAGGGGCCAAAAAGGCAAAUGUCCUUCUGGAGACAAGACAAGUAGCUAUGAAAAUCUUUGAAGAUUACACCGUUUCCUGGUACUGGAUAAUAAUAGGCCUUGUGAUUUCCAUGGUAGUCAGCCUUGUAUUUAUUGUUCUGCUCCGGUUCCUGGCAGGGAUCAUGAUUUGGGUGAUGAUUGUACUGGUGAUCCUGGUGCUUGGAUAUGGAAUAUUUCAUUGUUAUAUGGAAUAUGCUCAUCUGAAAGGACAGACUGGUUCUGAUGUCUCCUUGAUGGAACUUGGAUUCCAGACAGAUUUACGUGUCUAUCUCCAUCUGAAGCAAACCUGGUUAGCUUUCAUGAUCAUCCUGUGCAUUAUGGAAGUUAUCAUUAUUCUACUGCUUAUCUUCUUGCGCAAGAGAAUCCUCAUUGCCAUUGCACUGAUCAAGGAAGCUAGCAGGGCUAUUGGAUACAUCAUGACAUCACUUCUGUUUCCCCUGUGUACUUUCUUUCUGGUGUGUCUCUGCAUUGCUUACUGGGCUAGUACUGCUGUUUUCUUGUCUACCUCUAACGAAGCUGUCUACAAGGUGUUUAAUGAUACAGAAUGCCAAUAUGCUGGAACAACUUGCAAACCAGAGACCUUCAGUACUUCCAAUGUCACAAAGCUGUGCCCAGGAGCACGUUGUCUCUUUGCCUUCUAUGGUGGUGAGACUGCCUACCACAAGUAUCUCAUCAUCUUUCAGAUUUUCAAUAUUUUCAUGUUUUUUUGGUUGGCCAACUUUGUCAUUGCCUUGGGCCAAGUCACACUUGCUGGGGCCUUUGCAUCAUACUACUGGGCUUUUAAAAAACCCGAUGAUAUGCCAGCGUUUCCCCUCUUCUCCUCCUUUGGCCGAGCACUCAGGUAUCACACAGGUUCACUGGCCUUUGGAUCCAUGAUUCUUGCCAUUGUCCAGGUCAUUCGAGUCAUUCUGGAGUACUUGGAUCAUAAACUAAAAGCUUCUGAGAAUAUGUUUGCCAAGUUCCUUUUGACCUGUUUCAAAUGCUGCUUCUGGUGCCUGGAGAAGUUCAUCAAGUUUUUGAAUAGAAAUGCAUACAUUAUGAUUGCUAUUUAUGGUACCAAUUUCUGCACUUCUGCCAGGAAUGCCUUUUCCUUGCUCAUGAGGAACAUAAUCAGAGUGGCUGUUUUGGACAAAGUCACUGAUUUCCUGUUUUUCCUUGGAAAAAUCCUAAUUGUGGGAAGUGUUGGUAUCCUUGCUUUCUUUUUUUUCACCCAGAGAAUAAAACUGAUUCAAGACACAGCACCAACUCUCAAUUACUACUGGGUCCCCAUUCUAACAGUGAUUGUGGGUUCCUAUCUCAUUGCACAUGGAUUUUUCAGUGUAUAUGCCAUGUGUGUGGACACACUUUUCCUUUGCUUCUGCGAAGAUCUGGAAAGGAAUGAUGGAACUCCUGAGCGGCCUUAUUACAUGUCCUCUGCCUUGAGUGAAAUCCUCCUGAAGGGAAGCCUAAAAUCUUCCAAAAGUACUGAGAGUCAAGAAUAGGGACAAUACAUCAAAUGUGAAAGAUGUAUGCAGGUGUCCCACUGCAAGCCUUCUGUAUGCAGAUGCUCUACCUUCAUGGGCAAAUUUUGAUAUUCUGAGAAAUGAUGGGUGCUCUUGACUUGCAUCAAACAAAUGGCUAUUGAUGUGGAAGACCUGGAGCGAAACGAUGGCUCUACUGAGAAGCCUUACUUCAUGUCAUCUAACCUGAGAAAACUCUUGAAGAAGACUAAUAAAGAGACAGAUGCAUGAUUUGGCAAGCCUGGUCUUUCCAUGAGGCAGAAUGAAAUGUACCAACUUGACUUUUGUCAAGAUAGAGCAGCAUCUGCGAAGUUACAAUAUCUGCUAUCCCUAGCUGUGCCAUAUAACUGUAGCUUGGCAAAAAUUUUGUAUCUUUUAGUUUUUGAGUGGAGAGGUUUUUGUUUCUUUUGCCUUUUAAAGUGAUAAAUUAGCUACAGGUUACAAUAGCUGUAGUUUAGGAAUACACCAUAAUAAAUCAGACUGAGAUCUGUUAAGAUUGAGACCAGUUAAGAAAACCAUCCAUCCUAUUGGAAUCCAUCCUGGACUUUUUAAACAUUGGGUCAGCAAUUCUUGCUUGCUAAUACAGGUAGAGUAAAUUGUACAGACAGGGCUAAGUAUAAGUGAUCCAAUGAAGCUGCAUUUGAUCCAGUUUAGUUGUUAAUGACUUUUUUCUUGUAAUGGCAUUUAUUUCAUGUAAUCAUUGACCACUUAAAAAGGUCACUUUAAAGAUCUCAAUGAUCCCAGGAUAUUAUAUAUUAAUGUUUAUGGGAAAAUCUAUUUUCUAAAAUUUACUUCACUGCCACUCCACAUCCCCAAGACAAUUGACACCAAGCACAAUUAAUAAAUAGUAAAUCCAGGCAAGAAAAGUAUAUCCUAGGAAAAGAUGGUUAAAACUGGGAAGGAAAGUGUGACAAUAGCUUUGUAUUUUUAAUGAAAAUAGUCAAAAUCAUGUAAAACAAUAACAUUAGCAUGAAAUAUGAAAUAAAUCAAUAUAUGACAAGAAAGGAGCCAUAAUAAUAGAAAAGGUUCAAAAUUAUGUACUAUAUACUCAGCAACUUACUUUGAAAUUUCUUCUAAAAAGCCAUGUAUUUUUAAGCUGCCCAAAUAAAUUUAGCUUAAUUUUUGCUUUUUUAUACUUUAUUUCCUAUAUUGCUGUACUUUUCACUGAAAAUAUGAAAUAUUAAACACUUUGUUUUGUAAA
Molecule: messenger RNA, 3450 nt
Organism: Ahaetulla prasina
Lineage: Eukaryota; Metazoa; Chordata; Lepidosauria; Squamata; Colubridae
Gene: SLC44A2
Product: solute carrier family 44 member 2
Exons: 23
Coding region: 72-2231 (719 amino acids)
Biological process (GO): transmembrane transport; choline transport
Cellular component (GO): membrane
Molecular function (GO): choline transmembrane transporter activity
Source: RefSeq, a predicted model, not a curated record